GUAAUUGGAGGGAGAAGGGUGCAAAUGGACACGGAGGAAGAUCCCCACAGAGGCGAGUGAUUGGCGUGGUCACGACGCUGUCACGGGCCGUUCUACCAUCACCCCUCCCACUCAUGGCUAGGCCGAUGUGCUAGUAGUGUCUGUUACCGACUCGCCGCCGGCCAGCGUGCCGACAUUGUUGAUCAACGAAUCACGCAACGAGCAGCAGCCCCGGCCCACCGCCACCAGCCACCUCGGCGGCUUCGGUCAAUGCCAAGCGCGCCUUGGAUCCAGCAACCAACCGCCGCGAGCAUGACUGCCAUGCUUCCUCCUCACCCAAUGCCUAUCCGUUUCCGCUCCUCCAUCGCGCUUUCCCUCCAACUCGCCCCCUCUCCUUCCCUCUACCGGCAGAAAGGCGCCUAGAAAAGAAAAGCCACCAUCACGCAGCAGUUUCCGGAAGGCCCCCGUCCCCUUAAAGGCGCCGCUCGCACCGGUCGCCUCGCCCUGGCGCCAUGCGCAUGCCUUCCCCGUUUUAAUCACCGCCAAACCCGGCCGCUGCUAAGCCGGCCGCGCGAAUUAUUCAUUCCGCCGGCCAUCGCGAUCCCACUCCCAUCCCAUCCCAUCAAUCAUCUGCCACGCACUCAACUCGCCUGAUGCUCUUCCCCUUUCGCUCCUUGCCAUCCAGUUGGUAACCGCGGGCCUUGUCGUGUCUGGCAACCGACUCUACGCUAGCCUAAUCCCGUACUCCGUGCCCGGUCCGAGCUGCUCCCGGAGAAGCGGGGGGGGGGGGGGGGGGGUUCUGGCUGGGUUCUUGCGGUGCGGGUCGCGCCGGCGGUUGACGAUGUCAUGUGGCCCCUCCGCGUCAUCUCCGAGAGGCUGUUCAAUAUGGCGGGAGACAACGGCGGCCAGGGGCCGGACUCGCCGUCCUCCGACGGGCAGAUUCCUCUAGCACGCCGAUCGUACUACAUCGAUGUUCCUCACGUUCAGCAAGCCUUCACCUGGGACUGCGGCCUCGCUUGCGUGCUCAUGGUGCUCAGGACGCUGGGUAUUGAUUGCUGCGACGGCAUUGCCGAUCUCGAGAAGCUCUGCCGCACUACAAGCAUUUGGACAGUCGACUUGGCUUAUCUGUUAAAUAAGUUUUCAGUUAAUUUUCUGUUCUUUACUGUGACUCUUGGAGCAAAUCCACAAUAUUCUGCUGAAACUUUUUAUAGGGAACAAUUGCAAGAAGACAUUGAUCGAGUGGAUGAGCUAUUUGGAAAAGCACUUGAUGCAGGAAUUAGUAUUCAGUGCAGAUCCAUCAGUGCGUAUGAUAUUGCGUUUCUACUGUUAUAUGGGCACUGCAUUGCUAUUGCAUUAGUGGACAAAACAAAGCUAAAUUCGUCUUGGAUGAAUGAUGUACAUGAUGUGCAACAGCUCAACGAGGAGUCAGAUUAUAUGGGGCAUUAUGUCAUAAUAUGUGGGUAUGAUGCCGAUGCUUGUGAAUUUGAGAUAAGGGAUCCUGCCAGUUCUAGGAAGCGUGAAAGGGUGACAAUGAAGAGCUUAGAUGAGGCUCGCAAAUCCUUUGGGACUGAUGAGGAUAUUCUUUUGGUGUCCUUGACCGGAAAGAGUGGAAUGAAGCUCUCGCGUAAUCUUCUGGCCGGCUCCAUGUAAAUUGCUCAACAGCCUCUGGUCACCUUUGUGUAUAUGUUGUACAUGUCCCUGUAGUUAUGAUUGUCGAUUGUCAACCUUGUACGUAGCUGUAGCCUGAGAACAUUCUUACCGCCGAUAGGAACAGUGUGCCUCAGUGCCUGUGAAGUUAGCAUCUGCUAAGGUUUGUUGGCGCAUGGCAUCACCAAACUACAGCUGCAAAGGGUUCAGCAGCAGUGCCAAAUACUGCUUCUGCUCUUGUAACGAGCAAAAGCUAUACGAUCAUAGCUGAACGUGUACAGAAUUUCCUUGAGUAUAAAUUGUGAUCUUCUGCAC
Phragmites australis (common reed) is the source of this 1941-nucleotide messenger RNA. Its product is annotated as guanylyl cyclase 1-like. The transcript has 9 exons. Lineage: Eukaryota; Viridiplantae; Streptophyta; Magnoliopsida; Poales; Poaceae. The record is from RefSeq and is a predicted model, not a curated record. Bases 826 to 1629 code for a protein of 267 amino acids.